Trichogramma pretiosum is the source of this 3392-nucleotide messenger RNA. It is a transcript of the gene Smg5, whose product is annotated as protein SMG5. The coding region runs from base 369 to 3092 and encodes 907 amino acids. NCBI's taxonomy places the organism in Eukaryota, Metazoa, Arthropoda, Insecta, Hymenoptera, Trichogrammatidae. Gene Ontology annotation, molecular function: protein binding; telomeric repeat DNA binding; telomerase RNA binding. Gene Ontology annotation, biological process: nuclear-transcribed mRNA catabolic process, nonsense-mediated decay. The transcript is spliced from 5 exons. The record is from RefSeq and is a predicted model, not a curated record. Gene Ontology annotation, cellular component: telomerase holoenzyme complex.
UCAGCCAACUCUGAGCAUUUUAAAUUUGGCGGGUAACUGGUGGAAGCGUACCGCAACGCCACCCAUUGUCACUCGAAUGUUCGGUCCAAUAUAAAUUCUGACUUGUGGCUGCGAUCUUUAGUCAGUGUUACAAACACCAUCGAUGAAUCGAGACCAGUGCUCAGGGUCAGCCAUAUCGAUACCCAUGUUUAGAGUAACUUUUGUCAACAAUCGCAUUGCAUGGACCAAAACACACUAUCAAGUCAAUCUUGUCUACGAUAGAAGAAAAUUUUACUCGUGAUAAAUUAGUUAAAAAAGUGAAUUACAUAUGUGACUCAACCACGUUGGAUUUUUCUACAAAAUAAUAGGGAUCCAACGAUCAAACCAAGAUGAACAACUUUUCAAGCAACGCUAUCGAUACUAAACGGUUGCAUAGGCGACUAGGUGAAAUAGUAAAAUCUAUUGAGGAAACGAAUAGCUAUGCUCUAACUGUCGCUGAAGUAUUUUCUAUUGAAAGAGAAACACUUCGUUCAAAGCUAAAAACUUACUGUGAGAAACUGAUUUUAGAAGAUCCUAUCUUUUAUGUACCAAAAACAGAGGAGUUAUUAUGGAGACAAGGAUAUCAUAAUGUUGUUGGACUUGUUAAUAAACUACAACAUGGAAAUCUAGAUGAAGAUGGAAAACUUUUAUUAGCAUCUCACUUGGAAAGUGGAAUUGGAUUUUAUCAAAAACUAAUAACUCAUUUACAUAAUAAAUUUUGUAUACAAGACCAACGAGUAGAUUAUACAUGCUGGUCAAAGGCUGGAAAUUUUACUGAAAAGUAUAACCAAGAUAAGCUUUCAACAGAAAUAAAAAAUUGCGUUUCCCGCUUUACUCAACGGUGUUACAUAUGUCUGGGAGAUUUAGCCAGAUACAGAUUAAAACUAAAUUUAGAGCCUGACUGGAAUCCAUCUAUUGCUUCAAGAUUUUAUAAAACGGCAAUAACAUUAGAUCCAAAAAAUGGAAUGCCUUAUAAUCAAUUGGCGCAUCUUGCUGGAGACAAAAAUUAUGGAUUGGAUGCAGUUUAUUACUUUCUGAAAUGUACAAUUUGCCCAAAACCAUUUCCUGGUUCAGAGAGAAAUCUUGAGAGUACUAUUUUAAAAUAUUCUCGUGGCUCUACAGAUGAAGACAACAAUAUCAAAAAUUUUGUUGCAAAAUUUUGCAAAAUUUUGAUAUCAUGGCGUCAUAAAAGUUCUCAUUUCAAUAAUUCUCAUUUAAAAGAAAGUACAAUACAGCAAGACUUAGAGAAUUGCUUGAAUGCAAUAAAUUUGGACUUGAUUGAUCACAAAUCUAUAGAUAAUAAUAGUAUCUCUGAAAAUUCUUUGAAAAAUGAAAAAAACUAUUCUGCAAAUUAUUUUACUUUCAAAUUGAUGGCCAUUUGUUUAAUGGAGAUUUCUAAAAAGCAAAAUAAUGAUAAUCAUAGAGUAAUAAAAUUUAUGCUAGAAUUUGUUGAAGAGCUGUUGAAGUUUUCUAAUGGAAAAUUGCAAGAUUAUCUUUCAAAUGUGCCUCAAUUAAGUCCAUCUUCAAGUCGAAACAGUUUAAUAGAUGUCACAACAUGUGUCAAUCUUACUUCUGAUAUGAAUAUUAAAGAUGAUUCUACAAAAGAAAAACCAGAAGAAUUGAAUAUAAAAGAGAAUGGCAUUGAUGAUACACAAAAUGCUUUCAAAAAAGCCCUUCCAUUGAUUCUGAAAGGCAGAAGAAAACGGAGAGUGAAAAUUUAUUCUGAUUCUAGUGAUGAUGAGUCAGAUGAUGGAAUAUGUAAAAGUCCUUAUAGAAGGACAAAUGGAACAUACUAUAGUGAUGAAUCUUCAUCAGAUGAUGAGUUAUCUGAUUCUUCAGAUGAGGUUCAUACUGAUUACAGUACAACUACAGUAACGAGUGAAGAUCAAAAAGUUGGAAAAGAAAUUGAAGCUCAAUGUUCCAGCACAGUUGGUGAAAAUACUGUUUUUGCAAAAAAUAUAGAUAGUAGAAAGCCUCAACAAAGUCUUGAAAAUGUUAUUCAAGGUAUGGGAGAGGAAAAAAUGUUGAGUGCAAUAAAAAUUUUCUGUGACUGGUUACAUGGUAGACAGGAUGUUAUACAUACUUUUUCCAAUCAAUUAAAAACAGUUAUGGAACACUUUACAACUAUGUUGAACCUGAUAAACAUUGAUAGCUAUGAUGUCUUUCAAUCUUUUACUUUUGAGAAUGGUACUUCUUUGAAAAAUAACAUCAAACUUGAAGCAGCACCUUUACCAGAAGAUGUGGAGUUGAGAAAUAUGACAAUUUUUCAACAAGCUCAUUCUGAAAUUGACUGGGAAUUUUUUGUCACAAAAACAAUGACCCGUUGUGAGGAAGCUUAUUUGAGAGUAUCUAGAAUAAUUAAAUUUGGUAUGCAGUUAUGCUCUGUAAAAAAAUCAGGAUUAAGAUAUGAUGAAGAAAGUCAUACAUUCAUUUAUAAUUGUCCUGAAGAGCGAGAGUUUGUAAGAUCUCAAGUAUUGAAACCUCCACAGAAAAUAAUUAUCAAUCCCUCAAAAGAAUUACUCAUGAAAAAUAUGGCUCAAUUGUGGAGAGAAGAAAAAGAAGAGGAAAAUAAAUCCAAAGGAGAUGUUCAAUUAUUACCACCAUACUUAGUUCCUGAUCAUGAGGCUUUAACAAGAUAUCUGGCUAUCAUAAAACAUCUUGUUUACUCUAAACAAUUUAUCAUUGUCAUACCAUUAACAGUUUUAUCAGCUCUAGAUGAAAUGAAAAAGUUUAGUAUUCAAGCCAGAGAAGUUACUAGAUGGUUAGAGAAGCUGUUGAAAAAUGGAUCGCAAUACGUAAGGCUACAAAAGGAUAAUGAAAAACUACCUCUGCAAUUGGCACCACCCAAACGUGGAGAAAAAGUUAGUUGGCGGUACUAUAAUAUAUUCAAGUGUUGCCUAUUCUUCAGUGAGACCAAACCAGAAGAAGAUUUGGUGCGAUUGCUAACCGGUUUUUCUGAUAGCGGUUUAAAUUUAAACCACAUGAAUGAAUUAACAAACAGUACUGGCAUAAAGUAUGAGCAUAUUGGAUCUUUCCAUGCCAAGUGGAAAAAGGCUUUUGGAAAUCAUGGUUGAAAAGAUUUUUUUGCCAGAUGAAGCUGCAAUCGACUACGGUAUAAGUGCAUCCCAGCGCUUACCAAGGCUGAUGCCUUAUUAAGUACCAAGAAGAAGGACUGCAUUUUUCAGAUUUGGAGGAAUACCAAACUUUGAAGAAGAAUACAGUGGCUUGGGAAAGAAAUCCCUCAGAUUAAUGUCUGCUCAUCAAUUCUUUCAGCGAUCAUUGAGACUGCAAAUACUUGACACAAGAAACUUUCAUACUUGUAGAUAUUUUAACAAAAUUUGAAAAUUAUAUAAAUAAAAUAUUUGGUUUCAUUA